ACGUCCGCAUUUCAGGCUGCUGGUUUUGGGUUUGUGGUCGAACUGGUCUGAGUCGGAUAUGACGUCAGCAGUUUCGUUUUCGUCCCGCUGUCCAGUCGCCCAGGAGUGGAGCAAUGAAGUAGAGAGAAGUAAAAUUUACAAUGGAUUUCUGGGUCGAGGCCACAGUUCUCAUCGACCGGUUCCAGGAUGAGCAGAAGGUCCGGCAGCUCCUCCAGUCCUACUACUUUAAGGUGACGGAUCUGGACCGAGGUCGGGUCCGGGUAGCGGGUUGGUUCCGUAACCUCGAAGCAGUGAAGGCCCGUUUGGAGCGGCUCAUGGAGGCGACGCCGCACUCCUCCUCGGAUCUGCCGCCCGCUUCCUCCGGAGCGAUUUCAAAGCAAAGCAGGAAUUACGCAGAUCCAGGUUCCGUACGGAGACGUUCGGCCUCUCUGGGCCCCAGAACCUCCUCCGGUCCAAAGCACCAGGCGCCGGAUUAUCGGACUCCAGGUGAGGAGAUUGUGAUCGACUCCGAUGUCUACAUGUACGCCAAGCGUUUCAGGAAACAGCAGCUGGACGACCUCCUGACCCGACGAGACGUCCGACAUAACGUGAAGGCAGAGGAAGAAAGCACCAUCAUCACCCUGCAGGGUCCAGACUCCGGGUCGGUGUCCACAGACCUGCAGCUCCUCCUGGACGGCCUGCGCAGAACCCUCCGGACCCAGGAAGUCCUUCUGUCGGACCUCAGCGCCGAAGGAAAACGCCUUCUAGGUGGAAUCCGAGAAAACAACAAAUCCUUGAAUUCAGUUCUGGUGUGUGAGAAGAACGACCGACUCCACCUGGUCGGCCCGUCCAAAGAGAGCUACGACCUGAAGCAGAGCCUUCAGGGAGGCCCGGUCGACCAAUCAGGAGCCAGAGGACGGACGGCCGAUCGGACCAGGGGAGAGAGGAGCAGAUCGGUCCCAACCAGGAGUCAGAGAAGUCCAGCGGCUGGCAGGGAGUUUUCCUCAUGGAGGGGCGGCGGACAGGAAGCGCCAAGAGGACGAAGUCUCUCGGAGUCCCGCGCAAAACAUGAAGAAGAAAAACUCAGAAGAAAAGAGAACCAUGUUCAGACUGCAGAAGGCCGAAACAGAGGCGCUUUCAUUCGGUCUUUUGGAAAAACUGUAAGACUCUGGUUUAACAAAAAGGGAAAAAAGGACAAAUAAUCAUUUCUACAAAUACCUGAAUCAACCUUGCACUGAAAUAAUCUCAAUUCCUAUUUCAGGAUAAAUUAUGAGCUUAAAUAUCCUGGAACGUUUUGCAAUAAGACAUGAAAUGAAUAUAGCUAGGUUAAACUGCAGGAAUCAAAGUUUGAUCAGUUUUUAAAAUAAUUUUAGGGCUGCAACUAACAAUUAUUUUAGUAAUCAAAUAUUCUGACGAUUAAUCGGAUAAACAAAAUGCACAAACUUUUUAUCUUUUUUAUACAACUUAAGAAAUUCAUUAAAAGAUGCAAUAAAGAAAACAAAUUAAAUUCUUUUUUCAGAACCAGGUGAAGCUGAAACUACUUGAGUUCUGUGUGAAAGAAGGUUUUUCAUCUUACAAGCAAAAUUUAUAUAAAUUUUUGUUUAGUUUUGGCUUCAUUUCUUCUCUGACUCUGUUGUUGUUUCAGCAAAUUUCCUUUUUUAACUUCAGUUAACGAUGAAUC
Messenger RNA from Xiphophorus hellerii (green swordtail), 1660 nucleotides. It is a transcript of the gene rbm43, whose product is annotated as RNA binding motif protein 43. The coding region runs from base 141 to 1181 and encodes 346 amino acids. NCBI's taxonomy places the organism in Eukaryota, Metazoa, Chordata, Actinopteri, Cyprinodontiformes, Poeciliidae. The record is from RefSeq and is a predicted model, not a curated record. The transcript has 2 exons.